AUGAGCCCUAGCUCCCCAGGCACACCCAGCCUUUCUCAGGAUGACUCCAGUCUAUUAGCUCUGUUCGCUAGAAUGCAGCCUUUGCGAGCUUCCCUGGACUUUCUACCCAUGCGUCUAUCGGUAUUUGAGGCUAGAGCUGAGAAGUCUUUUCCUACAGCAUGCGAGGAACUCGAAAUGCGCCGUACUGGUCUGGAUGGUAGCUACAAGAAGCUAGAGAAGGAUGCAGAAUCAUUGCGCAAGGAGUUGGGCGAGGACCGCUGGGUUAUUGUCUUCCGUGGAGCCGGCCGUCAAGCACAAAAGAUGCACGAGUCUGUCCAGCGAUCUUUGCUCAAGCUUGGCGAGGCCAUUGACACUGAAGUACAUUUACAAAGCCCGCCAACCAUGCUGAAAAAGAUUGAGAGCUACGAAGCAAAGAAGACGCACUACGGCCCUGCCAUCGAGCGAGUCCUGUCAAUAAUCGACAAAGGUGUCAAAGAUCGUUUGACAGUAAAUGGGGAAAUUCUCCGCCUCCACAAUGACAUGCAGACUCGGUGGGAAUCCUUGAAAGUACAAAUGCGAGACAUGGAUGCCAUCGUUGACGACAUUCAGGCAGACAGAAAGAGUCAACAACUCCGGGAUUCUGUUUCAAGCAUGCUUUCCAAUGAUAGGUCUACCGUCGGCAGCGGACGAGACACUCCAGGAAGCUCCCCGCCAUCUUCGGUCAUUAUGACGACCCUUGGUUUCGAACCGCACACUCCUCUCCCCAAAAGCAAGGGUCGCUCCCCUGGUCCCAACAAUGUUUCUCAGUCCGCAGGAAGAAGACAUUCCUCCUUGCCUGCUCCCGCGUCUUACCUCAACAGGAAAACGGGUUCCAGGUUGUCAACCAUCGCGAGCUCAUCUGCUGCUACCCCUGCCACCAACACAAGGACCCCUGGGCGUCCAGGUCCCGCUACUGGUCUAAGGCCUCCUUGGAAUGCCUCUACCAACACGACAGAUAUUGAUACCGGGCAUCACUUCAAACCUCUUAGCUUGACUACACCAAGUCCAUAUACAAAAACUACACCGCAGACACAACGAUCAGUAUCUGCGCUAACACCAUCCUCUGCAUCAAAACUCCCUACUCUGAGGGGAGCAUUUUCUAGGGCCGCUUCGGAGUCGCCAAAGGUGGAUGACACCCCUUCCAGAACAGGCCAUUCAAGGCUAUCGUUUCGAGAGCGACUUACAUCACCUGGUCCAUACUCUCAACAGACUCUGUCCAAACCUCGCCUAACUUCGCAAACCUCCAUGUCAGCCCUCUCUUCAAAUCGUCGAGUCUCGAUGCAGCCUACUGGCUCCGAAAGUGCCGUUGAAGAGAGUCAGCUGUCCCGCCCGGCAAGCUCUUUGGCUUCAAGUCAUCGUCGAACGAGUCUUUUACCGCAUUUUAAACGCGGAGAUGGCAGUACCGGUCGUGCCAGCCCUCAGUUAUCCACUGCUAGCCGAUCCGCGGCCAAGAAGAUCAGUGCAGAUCCCAAGGAUUCGAAGCCACGUUGGCGACACUGA
This is a messenger RNA of Pochonia chlamydosporia 170, 1518 nucleotides long. RefSeq names its product Karyogamy protein, KAR9. The record is from RefSeq and is a predicted model, not a curated record. NCBI's taxonomy places the organism in Eukaryota, Fungi, Ascomycota, Sordariomycetes, Hypocreales, Clavicipitaceae. Bases 1 to 1518 code for a protein of 505 amino acids. Gene Ontology annotation, biological process: establishment of spindle localization; nuclear migration along microtubule; mitotic spindle orientation checkpoint signaling. The transcript has a single exon. Gene Ontology annotation, cellular component: mating projection tip; cell cortex; spindle pole body.